Exophiala xenobiotica is the source of this 996-nucleotide messenger RNA. RefSeq lists its product as uncharacterized. Gene Ontology annotation, molecular function: DNA-binding transcription activator activity, RNA polymerase II-specific. NCBI's taxonomy places the organism in Eukaryota, Fungi, Ascomycota, Eurotiomycetes, Chaetothyriales, Herpotrichiellaceae. Gene Ontology annotation, biological process: regulation of transcription by RNA polymerase II. The transcript has a single exon. Bases 1 to 996 code for a protein of 331 amino acids. The record is from RefSeq and is a predicted model, not a curated record.
AUGGAUGCCGGCUCGAUGCAGUGUUUUAGCAUGCAAGAUCUACAGUGCUUCCACCAUUACCUUCACGCGGCAUUGCCCCAUUUGCCUCUCGGAAGUGGCAGAUUAUGGGGCGAGGACAUCCCGCAAUUAGCGUAUUGCCGGCCAUACCUCAUGCAUGCCCUGCUUGGCCUAGGAGCGUUCCAUCUAAACGCGGUCUGCUCAGAGGACGGAAUUUUUCGUCAGAACGCGUUGGAUCACCGAAUUCGUGCGCUACGGAGUUUGAAGCAAGCUAUAUCGAACACGACGGUCGAGGUCAGCGAUGGAAUCGCAAUCCUUGCAGCUUGUUACGCCCUGACCUUCCAAUCAAUAUACCUUGCCAACGGUAUCGACGAUUACAUCCUGCUUGUCCGUGGCUGCUAUUUAACGACAACCGCGUUCCGCCACCAUGGGUCCAUCACGGCGCUGCCUGGUCAACAUCUCCACCUCAUCGCGCAAGAAUUGGAAAAUAUGCCGAAACCAAAGGCCCAAAUGAUACGAGCAGGCAUAGGAAGCCUCCAGCAGAUCAUACCUUUGCUUCAAAGCACGCCAGAACUUGAAUUCUAUAAGGGCAUUGAAGCCGUCUUUGCUGGCCUGCUCGAGUGUUCGCGAGUCGGAUAUGAACGAUUUAUAUCCCUGUACGAUGCCUGGACAACCCAAGAGAGCUUUGAAACUUUGAAAGACAACAACAACCUCACGAUGCGGCUACUUUUGUUCUUUUAUAUCCUGGAGUCCUUUAUGUUUGCUCCUUUCGCCCCUUGGGAUUUCCCUGAUGACGUCCCCAUAUCCGAACACAGACUAAACGGAAUGCUGGAAUGGUCCAACAGUAUCUGGGCAGAUCUGCCAGAAGGACUCAGAAGUUAUCUGCAGUGGCCGAAGUCCAUCUUUGAUAGAGCGAAGCUGAUCAAAGCUGACCGAACAGGACGGUCACUUUGGAAGGAUGCCCUCAGAAUUCUUUUCAUUGAUGGCGAGACGUGUUAG